AUGACUACCACCCCGGCUGGCAAGGCCAUGCGGCCACGGCUGAACACCACAACGAACUGGUCCCUGCAGAGAGAUCAGGCGGGCCGCCCGGAGCCGGAAGAGCUUUCCCCGCUGUCACCAAGGCGGGCUGCUGGGGAGUACGGCUGGGGACAACAAAAGGGGAGCCAUGGUCACGGAAACCGGGUGGAUGAGCAGCAGCAACCGCAGCAGCAGCAGGGUUCGGAGAGCUUGAUUAUGGAGACGCUCACUUCGAAACCUCGCGAUAGUCUUGGUGGCAUGCCGUCUGACAUGAUGGAGGAGUUGAGGAAGAUUAUCAAAGAAGAAGUUGCCCAAGUCGCUCAAGUCGCUCAACUGAAGACAAAUGAGACCGGCACCCCCGUCGACGCAGCUCGGUUUCCCCCCUUAUCUAGCCAGAAUUCCUCCUUCACGCCGGCGUACCCCAGCCCGCCCCCUUCCAUUAUCGACACAUUCGGCGCCUCCAAGAACUCAUCGCCACGAGAUCGCAGUCCGGAGCUCGCACACGCAAAGCCUUCGUCGGCGCCUCCUCCUCCGCCUCAGCAACCGUCGCCGCCAACGUCGGUUCCCGUGCCUGCGCUUCAGUCCACUCCGCCCAUCAGCCCACAGCAAAGGGGGGUUCACUUUAGAAAGAGGGCAUCACCAGUCAUUCAUUGCCAACCGCGUGUUGAAACGGAUAAUGAAGACGAGGUCUCGCCGACUGCUCCUACGUCGCCGCGAGUUGAGUUGAGUAGUGUUGACAAGGCGUGGGGUGUGCUGUUUGACUCGGAGGGAUAUCCUACCAAUCGACUGAACAGCGUGCUCAGGGGCCUCGCUAAUUUUAUGGUUACGGAGUUUGGGUCGCCAGACACACUCGUCGUUACUCCUGAUAAGAUGCUGAUGCUGUACACCAAAUACAAAGUCGAGCCUGAGAGGUUCCGAUAUGAAGACAUCUUCAAGUCUCGGUCCAAAGACGCAUUGGAGCGAAUCGAAUUCUUGUACCAAGAUCUAGACUGCCAAUACCAUCUCGUCCAGGCCGCACCUAGAUCUCACCCCAACAUCCCCGGUCUAACCCCCGCAGGCUUCGCGAAAUGGAUGAUCAGCAACAUCCUCGCCUACCCAGACCCGGAAGCCAGGCGUCUACACGCCAUCAUGACCGCCCUCCCCAUCAACGCCGACGGACCCCUCCUCAACGGCAAACCAGAGAGACUCCCCAGACAGCUAUCACGGCAUCUCUUCCCAGAGACCCACGAUAUGAAGGUCCGCAAGAUCAUCGACGAGGCCAUGUGGGACUGCCUCGAGGACGUCGCGCCGCCCCUGCCAUCCAUCCCGAAAUCUCGACCGGCUCCACCGCCCCAGGACGUGACCAGGCUCCCCGAGGCCAACACGCACACCCGCCGGUCCGGAAGCGACCUCCCCAAGCGCCCCGCAUCCCUGCCGCACCGAUCCAGGACAUACGACCGCGGCGCUCACCGCGUCGAGCCGCACCCGGCACGUCUCCCGCGCGCCAACUCGGACGCGGGCGUUUCCUUGCCUAGACAUCGUGACUUGCCUCCCCCUCCAGUCGGACGGCACUCGACUUCCUCUCAACGACAGCGAAGCCCGCCGCCGACGAACAGGUAUACCGCGUCGCUUCCCUCCAUCUCGCAGCACCACGUCAGCGGCGGUGGCGGCGCCGCGUCGCCUUCGCCUUCGUCGUAUGAUAUCCGCGGCGGGGCUGAUGCCAAUUACGGGGUGUACUCUGGUCGGGACAGGGACGGGCAUCGCGGUUCAGAGUCGAGGGAUGAGUCGCCGCGGUCUCCAGGGAAUGGAAGGCGCGGCGGCGGCGGUGGUGAUAGGGGUCCUACGUGGGAGGACGUGUAUAGUCGGAAGGGGUCUGCUGGGGGGAGGGGGUCGAGCGUUGAUGGGGGAUCUCAUCGGUCGUUCCGGUGA
This is a messenger RNA of Colletotrichum abscissum, 1926 nucleotides long. RefSeq lists its product as uncharacterized. The coding region runs from base 1 to 1926 and encodes 641 amino acids. The record is from RefSeq and is a predicted model, not a curated record. The transcript is spliced from 4 exons. NCBI's taxonomy places the organism in Eukaryota, Fungi, Ascomycota, Sordariomycetes, Glomerellales, Glomerellaceae.